Molecule: messenger RNA, 1534 nt
Organism: Eurypyga helias (sunbittern)
Lineage: Eukaryota; Metazoa; Chordata; Aves; Eurypygiformes; Eurypygidae
Product: activating molecule in BECN1-regulated autophagy protein 1-like
Biological process (GO): autophagy
Cellular component (GO): intracellular membrane-bounded organelle
Source: RefSeq, a predicted model, not a curated record
GGACAAUGGAGACCGAUCCAGGCACCGAGCACCCCGGAAUGCCCGCAUGUCUGCACCAUCCCUGGGGCGCUUUGUCCCAAGACGCUUCUUGCUGCCAGAGUACUUGCCUUAUGCUGGGAUUUUCCAUGAGCGGGGACAGCCUGGCUUGGCCACCCAUUCCUCUGUCAACAGGGUUUUGGCAGGUGCCGUGAUUGGGGAUGGACAGUCAGCUGUGGCCAGCAACAUUGCCAACACCACCUACCGGCUCCAGUGGUGGGACUUCACCAAAUUUGAUCUGCCUGAAAUCAGCAAUGCCUCCGUGAACGUGCUUGUUCAAAACUGCAAGAUUUACAAUGAUGCUAGUUGCGAUAUCUCUGCCGAUGGGCAACUGCUGGCAGCCUUCAUUCCCAGCAGUCAGAGAGGCUUUCCUGAUGAGGGAAUACUGGCUGUGUAUUCUCUGGCACCCCACAACUUGGGCGAGAUGCUUUACACAAAGCGAUUUGGCCCUAAUGCCAUUUCUGUGAGCCUGUCUCCAAUGGGCAGAUACGUCAUGGUGGGACUGGCUUCCCGACGUAUCCUGUUGCACCCUUCGACAGAACACAUGGUUGCUCAAGUCUUCAGGCUGCAACAGCCCCACGGUGGAGAAACCUCUAUGAGGAGAGUUUUCAACGUUCUGUACCCAAUGCCUGCUGACCAGAGAAGACACGUCAGCAUAAACUCUGCUCGCUGGCUGCCUGAGCCAGGCCUGGGAUUGGCGUAUGGCACCAACAAAGGGGACCUGGUGAUUUGCCGACCAGAGGCCUUAAACUCUGGUGUUGAGUACCACUGGGACCAGCUGAAUGAGAACGUCUUCACCGUGCAUUCCAACAGCAGGAGCACUGAGCGGCCUGGAACCAGCAGAGCCACAUGGAGGACAGACAGGGACAUGGGCCUGAUGAAUGCCAUAGGCCUGCAACCCCGAAACCCCCCCACCUCUGUGACUUCACAGGGUACCCAGACCUUGGCGCCUCAGCCAGAGAGGGAGGUGCAGGAGCAGGAAUCCGCCUCUGCAGGGACUGGGGAAGGUGAAGGCCCAGAGUAUGGGGCCAGUGGGGAGGAUGCCCUGAGCAGGAUCCAAAGGCUGAUGGCAGAAGGUGGCAUGACGGCUGUGGUCCAGCGGGAACAGAGCACCACCAUGGCGUCCAUGGGCGGCUUUGGCAACAACAUCAUUGUGAGCCACCGAAUCCACCGUAGCUCUCAGACUGGCGCAGAGUCCACUGGGGUUGAGGGCACAUCAGCACAGCAGUCCACCUCACAGCAGCUGGCAACUGAGCUGGAGGGACGGAUCCUUUCAGAGUCUAUGCAGCUGUCGGAUCAUGGCCUGAGCCUGCGGACAGCCCUUAGCGGGAGUGAAGGACAGAGCGCUAGUGUUCUGGACCUGCCAGAGCAGGCCCAGUCCUCCAUGGACACUGAGGGACCAAUUGAGUACAGUGACCUAACUAAUAAUAACCAUCUUCCUGACAGUACCAACUUCUAUAGUAAUGACAGCACCAGUGGGGAGUCGCGGAACAGGUAG